GAUUAGUUUUCCUAAGUAGCUAGCUACAUCACUUUUUUCUUCCAAAAACUGUGCUUCCUAAACUGUACUGUGCCUGCAGUCCUGCUGGUAUAUCAUUAUAAAUCAGAUAAACUCAUGAUCUUAAUUAUAUUCCUUGAAUAAUAUAUUUUGAAGUGAUAGGCUAAAUGAUGGGGAGAUCACCAUGCAGCGAUGAAAACGGCCUAAAAAAAGGGCCAUGGACACCUGAGGAAGACAAGAAGCUUGUUGAUUACAUACAAUUACAUGGACAUGGAAGUUGGAGAGCUCUUCCUAAACUCGCUGGCUUGAACCGCUGUGGCAAAAGCUGCAGGCUUCGUUGGACUAAUUACCUUCGUCCUGAUAUCAAACGCGGCAAAUUCUCUGAUGAUGAACAGCAAACCAUCAUUAACCUUCAUUCUAUUCUUGGCAACAAGUGGUCUGCAAUAGCGACCCAUCUUCCGGGAAGAACAGAUAAUGAGAUAAAAAACUUUUGGAACACCCAUUUGAAAAAGAAGCUUUUACAGAUGGGUAUUGAUCCUGUAACUCACAGGCCAAGAACAGACCUUAACUUGCUAGCUAACCUCCCUCAGUUGCUAGUUGCUGCUAACCUUAGCAAUAGUCUGAUGAUGAAUAACACGAGUACUAUUAAUGGUAUUCCCUCGACUUUAGAAGAUACACUCAGACUUAUAGACUCGGAUCCUACACAGCUCGCCAAAAUCCACAUAUUACACAACAUGUUACAGGUUUUAAGCCAAACUAGCAGUAAUGACACACCAUCUGUUUGCGCUCAAAUUACCAAUCUGCUUUGUAAUUCAACCUUGCCUUUUCAAAACCGAUUGAAUCAUAACAACGACCUGAUUACUGGUGCGCUUAGUCAGCUUCCUGGCUCUUUGGUUUCGAGUGGCUUUGAAACACCAGAUAUUAUUCAACAGUUUGGUUCGAAAAACGUGUGCCAAAGUAGUAGUAAUGAUGAUAAAGAAAUUGGUGGGGAAUUUCUGACAGCUGAUAGUUUAAUGCCUGGGUUAGUUCCAGCCUCACCAGAUCACUGCAGUAGCAAGCUGAUUAACCGAAAGGUUGACUGUACUAUAAUGUCGUCAAAUCCUUCAUCGGCCACAGCUGCUACUGCAGAUCCCUUUGAAAUUGCUGUUGGUAAUUGGAGUAGUGACCUUAUUGAUGUGCCUGCACACUCUUACUGGACAGACAUCAUUGACCAAGCAUCAUCUCCGUCCUGGCCUAUCUCAUCGUAGAGCUUGCAAGUUUUGGCAGAUUAUUAUAUUCAGAAAGAACCAGUUUCAUGGAGAAUUAUAUACUUAGAUUAUUGUAUAUUGGCAUUACAAUGGACAAAGUAUUAUUGCAAUUAAAUACAAUAAUUGAGUUUUCUUGUAUAAUAGCUUUGCUGCAUGCUACAGUCUUCUCUUUGCUGUAAUACAUGUACGUGGUUGUAGAUGAACACGAUUAUUUUCAUAUUUUAAGUCUUUUUGGAGUUUUUGUUCAUUUUCGUUGCUAGGAAAAUUGUAUUUUUCAUAAAAAAAAAUUGAUUAUAGUAGACUGUAAUUCUAUAA
Molecule: messenger RNA, 1559 nt
Organism: Amaranthus tricolor (Joseph's coat)
Lineage: Eukaryota; Viridiplantae; Streptophyta; Magnoliopsida; Caryophyllales; Amaranthaceae
Product: transcription factor MYB53-like
Exons: 3
Coding region: 165-1244 (359 amino acids)
Source: RefSeq, a predicted model, not a curated record